Messenger RNA from Truncatella angustata, 507 nucleotides. RefSeq lists its product as uncharacterized. The transcript is spliced from 3 exons. The coding region runs from base 1 to 507 and encodes 168 amino acids. NCBI's taxonomy places the organism in Eukaryota, Fungi, Ascomycota, Sordariomycetes, Amphisphaeriales, Sporocadaceae. The record is from RefSeq and is a predicted model, not a curated record.
AUGGCAACCCGCAAGGUCCGCUUCGAUUUCAAUUGCGAGCGCACCCUGACCUUCCACCACGACCUGCCGGCGCGCCUCAUAGGCGCGUCAUCCGGCGCGGAUCCAGAUUAUCGCCAACUCUACAUAAGCGCUCUGGCGCCCGUCAUGCAGCAGCACGCGGACGAGUGCAUCGCGGCCUCGCAGGCCAAGUGCGGCGUCUGUGAGCGCGCGCCCACCAGACAGGUCCUCACCACCCCCAUGUCGUACCUGCACUUGGCCGAGGACCCCUUUGUCGCCGUCCUGGUCACGCCCGUCUGCGAGAAGGAAAAGUGCAAUACCGACGGUCAGAGGCAGAUUAAUGACAUGUUGACUGAGAUCACAGGGUUGGUUCCAAGUCAGGUCGAUCAGAACCCGACGGGUAUCCCCAAGGCGAGCGCCGGUAUUGCCAAGAACGCCACUUGUCCGUGCGGAAGCAGCCGGAAGUACAAGAAGUGCUGCGGUGCUGCCGCGGAGGCGGGUGGUAAUUGA